Messenger RNA from Cantharellus anzutake, 1035 nucleotides. RefSeq lists its product as uncharacterized. The transcript has a single exon. The coding region runs from base 102 to 692 and encodes 196 amino acids. The record is from RefSeq and is a predicted model, not a curated record. NCBI's taxonomy places the organism in Eukaryota, Fungi, Basidiomycota, Agaricomycetes, Cantharellales, Hydnaceae.
AGGACAUGUCGAUGCUCAAUGGCAAAGCAUGCACGGAGGAUGGUUCAGAGCCUUGUCCUUGAUCAUGGUGACCACGUUGGUUGCCGGCCUCGACUAAUGUGAUGCAUUAUGCGACCGUUAUGGAAUUAACUGCUACAAACGACGAAAAGAGGAUUCGUACCUGGGGGUGUUUCAUGGGAAGCGUAGUUGAUAAUGUUGGGCGGAAUCCCAGCGACGUCCACAGCAGUUUGAUAAGGCUUGUUCCCCCUUCUCUCACACUGAGGCAGUUAAAUAAGUUAGUGCGUGAAGAUUUUUGCCAGCGUACAGGAAUCCCGGAUUUGACACAUUGUGAACAUUUCGCAUCCUUCGUGCUCCAAUCUCUGUCACAACGGCGUUUCCUAUACCAAGUUUCAACAUCAGGAGUUAGGACCUUCCCUCAGUUCAGCAUUAUUACCUAUUAUUUGUUUGACAUUCAUGGCAUGACUUGUUGUUUUUCCGACGUUGGGCGCCUGGGUGCCUGUCUUCUGCCAGUGCCAAGGGAGCUCGCGAUUCUGGAUGCCUGUCCUGCACCAUUCCAGAUGGGUAAGAGUUCAUUGGCACGAUGGGAUGGGAAGAGCGAUCUGGGGGGGCCGGGCGAAUACUUGGGUAUUUAUCCCUCUGGCGGAAGGUGGAAACACUGCGGAAGCACCUGGCGCCGUAUGCGGUCGGAUUAAAUGCAUAUGGCUAGAUCAUGUAGAUGAGACGCAAACUGGUUCGAUCUUCCGAAUCGCUUGGCAUACAUAUUCAUUUUCACACCACGCGGCAGGCCCUUCAAUGAGGAUUUAUUUUUUCCUUCUCGAAUAUCCCUAGCUCCUUGGUCUUACAGCCUUUUGCCACCUGCCGAAUUGGAAUCUUUUCACCUGUUGAUUCCUCUCGCUGAAAACAACGGUGUUUUUUUCAACGUUUGUACUGUGUCGCAUAUUCUGUUUGGCGACUUACCAAGUUCCCAGCCCCUUUCCCCGUGUGUGUCCAUCUUGGCAUCCGAUUUCCAUAUCACGUAUGACAGAUAUCCCGCGG